GUUUGCAAAUUUCAUUUACUUUUUUCUUCUUUAAACGUGGGAAAUGUUGAUUUUUUGCACAGUUGGCAACAUUACCCUCUCCUCCCCUACUUGUCUUUGACAGAUUGACAUUUUUGACAUGUGUUUGACAUCAAGCGCAAACAAAACGUGAAAUUGGCAUGGUUGGACGUAUUACGGUAAAUAAUGUCCGACUCACUACCCAUCCCCGACUUUGAAACGACCCCCAGCGAUUGUAACAGCCCCCAAAUUCAAGAACUGAACAACUUGCGGCACCUCCUCAAAUUACAACGCGACAGGUACACCCACCUCCAAAUACUAUACCAAGCUGUGCCCGAUUUUAUAUCCACUGCUGGUGCCUUGAACCCUGAUCUUGCAACCAAAGUGGAAAAUAUUUUACAUGAGCAAAGUUGCCAGCAAGUUGAGGUGUUAGACAAUGAAAACACACAGUUACUAGGAUUACAAUCUUCAGGACACAGUGAGUUAAGCUUUAACGAAGGUCUCACUCUCAGAAAAGCAAUAGGGCUCAUUUUGGAGCACAAAUACAAGAAAGUUUGUGACGAGUUUUUGAAAGCAACUUCGCAGAAUGUGAACUCAGUGGAUGGACGUGACGGUUGCGAUUUCAGUGUCAGGCCUGAAGAUAACACGUUGGUGGUGUUGAAGAAAAAACUGGAGGAGCAACAGCAAAAGUAUUUAGAAAAUGUAUUAACUGAAGAGAAGGUUUUGGAAGAUAUUGCUAAACUGCGACUGGAAAAAUUACCAAAAGUGUGUGAUGAAAAAAUAAAAGAAUGUCAAAUGGGGGCCCAAGUGGGCGAACUAAAAACGAAACUUGCGCGCGAGACUUCCAGAAUUGACGUAUUUAUGGAGAGAAGCAACUCGUUGAAAGCCUACAAGGAGCUGCUAAAGGAUAUAAAGGAGCAACAACUUGAAUGUGAGAGCGAGAUUAAACACUUGCAAGAGAUGAGGGAGAAGUACAAACAAGUGGCCUGCAAGCAGUUUGAUCAGAUCUUGAAGUCCUACGUGGAAUACAAAGCCUCGCUUUCAAGAAAGGAAAUGAUGUAUAAAGCUUAUUGUAAAUAACUAUUUUUAUAUUAUAUUUCUAACACUUU
This is a messenger RNA of Tribolium castaneum (red flour beetle), 1106 nucleotides long. RefSeq lists its product as hypothetical. The transcript is spliced from 2 exons. The record is from RefSeq and is a predicted model, not a curated record. The coding region runs from base 184 to 1077 and encodes 297 amino acids. Lineage: Eukaryota; Metazoa; Arthropoda; Insecta; Coleoptera; Tenebrionidae.